GGGAGAGGUUCGGGCUUUGCCUUCUCUUGGCCUCAGCACUAAGCCACUUAGACCCCUUCUGUGCUUCCCUCUGGGCAGUGAGGCCCUUCCUGCCAGGUUCCAGGCUUGCUUAGCCUCUGUCUCUAAGUUUCAACUCUUAUCCUCUUUCCAAGCUCAGAGCUGCUUCCCCUGUCCCCCUUUAUUCCCAGCCAUGGAUUCCAUUCAUCCUCACAGGGAGGGCUGAAUUCCCAGGAAGACUUGAGGGGUCCCCUCGGUGCGAGGUGGCCAAGUUCGUCUCUUGAAGAUGUUUCGUGCCACAGAGGGUUAGGGUUCGGUGGGACCAUUGGGCACUGCCAGGUGCUAUUUUCCUUCCCUGAUUAGAAGGUACACCAGGCGUGCAACCAACCUGGGGUUGCGCUUGGGUGAAUACAGUGCACUUAGCAGGUGCAGAGGUACAGCCAGCAGGGCUGGGAUACAGGGGCAUGGUAUUCCAUUUUCUUGAGGGGGUAGGCAGACUCAAGCUGAGCUUGAGUAACUGAUGAUUUGGAGAUCUAAAGGAGGGGUGGCUUCCCAGCUGUUUGAAAGUUGUUCCAGCUGUUGGGAAUGGCAUGGCAGUAUGCACAGACUUAGAAAAGGAGGAGAGGAGAGGAGAAUACAGACAAGAGGGGCGUGAGUGGAGAGACUUAUGGAUGAGGACGCCACAGAGCAAUGGGGAAGGGACCCACACUUUGGUGAGGGGUCACCAUGAGUCCCAGGUUGAGCUCCAGCACUUGCUUACCAGCUGUGUGAUAAUUUACUUAGUUUCUUUGAGCCUCCUUUGGUCCAUCUGUGAACUGCAGACAGCAAGCCACAGCUCACAGGCUUGUUAUGAGGAUGAGAGUUAAUGAACAUACAUAUGGUGCUUCUAGAGCACCAUAGGCAUUCCAUAAAUGGUGGCUGUUAUAAUAAGCCCAAGUGGAGAGCAACAGGAAGUCAGAUAGUUGACUGAGGAGUAAGAGGGUGUAGUCCACACAGUGAGUAAGGGAGCUGACAUUAACAGUUCUAUGAAAAGACAAUGGCAGAGAGAGAAGGAGAAAACUGGAAUGAGCUGGAGUGGCCUUGACCCAAGUGUGGCCACACAAUACAUAUGGCAGGGUGGAGAAGACAAGGGAAGUGAUGGGUGCUGUGGGGCCACAGGGUGGAGGCAGGGGAGAGAAACAGAAGAGGGAGAAGGCUACAGAGGUCUGGCCUGAACCACACCAAACUGAUGAAGGCAGCCUGAGAUUCAGAAAGAAUUCCCAAAGAAAGCCCCUUGUCCUUUCCCAGCCACAGACUGCUUGUGAACUGGGGGAGGAAGUGUGGAGUCUGGGGCUGAAUAUAACCUCCUCCAGUCCAGCCGGGGCCCUCCUCCAGAACAAAAAAAAAAAAAAAACAACAACACCAGGAUUUCCUGUAGUUGGAAAGAGGGACAGGGAAGAGGUGGGGGCAGAAAGAGAGAGAGACACACUCGAUGAACGUGUGUGCUGUGCACACUUGCAUGUGCGUGUGUGCGCGCAUGCCCACACAUGCAAACACAUGUGGGAAGGAGUGGAAGUUUUGAGUUGUGGGCCUGGUCUCAGUCAGAAUGCUGGCCAUCAAAGGCGGUGCGAUGUACAAAGGCUUUGAGGUCAGGAGAAAAUAAAUUUGAAACUUGACUCUACCAUUGAGCAGAGCUGCCUUUGAGGCAAGUUGUUUAACCUCUCUGAACCUCAACUUCCUUGUCUGAAAAAUGGGGAUAAUAUUACAGGACUGUUGUAGGGACCGAGUGUGAUCUCCUGAUUUUGAACUGUGCUCGAAUGCCUGGGCAAAUCUGAAUCCGAGGACAAGGCCAGGGCCUGACAUAGCCGGAGAAGUCUUGUCCAGUUAAACAUGAGAGCAAAACACUCCUGGAGCCACACAGAGCUUAUCAAUGCCUGGACUUUAACCCAAAGUCACAAAAACGGUUUGGAUUUCAAAAUCAGGUCACUCCCCUGGAUGUUUUAAAAUGAAACCCUUGAGAUAAGGGAUAAGCGCUGCAUCCAAAAGGGAGAGCAAAAUUGAGAUCCCAGUGCCCACACAAGGGUGCUUAGGGGCCCCCAAAUGGAGCUCCUGGCUAUGCCCCAGAGAGUGCAAGAAGAGGAGAGGUGGAGAGCUACAAGAACCUAGAAACCCAGGAAAGGCCAGGCUGACUGAGGAGCAGAGAGGAGAGAACAGCUGGCAUUUGCUUUGGAGUUGGAGGAGGCAGCUCAAGAAAGGUGUGAAUGAGGCAGGAUGAACUGGACAGGUUUGUACACCUUGCUCAGUGGCGUGAACCGGCAUUCGACUGCCAUUGGUCGGGUAUGGCUCUCGGUCAUCUUCAUCUUCAGGAUCAUGGUGCUGGUGGUGGCUGCAGAGAGUGUGUGGGGUGAUGAGAAGUCCUCCUUCAUCUGCAACACCCUUCAGCCCGGCUGCAACAGCGUCUGCUACGACCACUUUUUCCCCAUCUCCCACGUGCGGCUGUGGUCUCUGCAGCUGAUCCUGGUCUCCACCCCAGCUCUUCUCGUAGCCAUGCACGUGGCUCACCAGCAGCACAUAGAAAAGAAAAUGCUGCGACUCGAGGGUCACGGGGACCCCCUCCACCUGGAGGAGGUGAAGAGGCACAAGGUCCACAUCUCAGGGACACUGUGGUGGACCUAUGUCAUCAGCGUGGUCUUCCGGCUGAUGUUCGAGGCCGCCUUCAUGUAUGUCUUUUAUCUGCUCUACCCGGGCUACGCCAUGGUGCGGCUUGUCAAGUGUGAGGCCUACCCCUGCCCCAACACUGUGGACUGCUUCGUGUCCCGCCCCACUGAGAAAACCGUCUUCACUGUCUUUAUGCUGGCCGCCUCUGGCAUCUGCAUCAUCCUCAACGUGGCCGAGGUGGUGUACCUCAUCAUCCGGGCCUGCGCCCGCCGAGCCCAACGCCGCUCCAAUCCACCCUCACGCAAGGGCUCAGGCUUCGGCCACCGCCUGUCACCUGAGUACAAGCAGAACGAGAUCAACAAGCUGCUGAGUGAGCAGGACGGCUCCCUGAAAGACAUACUGCGCCGCAGCCCAGGCACCGGGGCUGGGCUGGCUGAGAAGAGCGACCGCUGCUCGGCCUGCUGAUGCCACGCACCAGGCAACCGCCCAUCCCGCCCCCCCAACCCUGCCCUGGGCCUACCCCUUCUUCUCCCCUGCCGGCGUGCAGGCCUCUGCCUGCUAGGGACUGCUCCAUCAACAUCUUCCUGCCCUGCCAUCUCCCUUCCUCCCAGGGCCUUCCGUCUGAGGGGCCGAACAGGCUGGGAGCUGGAGACCACCCACGGCCAGUGCUCAAGGUUGUGGGGGUGUGGGCAGCUCUUCUUGUCCGUCCCCCUUUUUGCCUUCCCUCUCCCUCUCCCUGGGGCCGCUGGGGACAAGAGAUAGGAUGCUCUGACAGCAUCUCCUAUUGUGAAACUAAUCUUAACCCCGUGUUGUCAGAUACCCUAUUUCUGGAGUCACAUCAGUGGGGAGGGACGUGGGCAAAGUGGAAUGGAAGGAGGGUGCCGUGGACAUGUGGGUGGAGAAGGGAGGGUAGUGCCCGCGAGGGAAGGAGGAACAGCACUUGCCGGCCACAAGGAAAAGCAGGACACAUCUGGGGUGGAGGAAUUAGGGGAGGGAGACGCAGGCAGAUAAGUUGGAGUGGGGGUUCGUCAGGGCCACCUUUGCCUCUGGUUCUCAAGGCCUCUCUCUGCCUGAAAUGUUACACAUUAAACAGGAUUUUACAGUAAAUGAA
Molecule: messenger RNA, 3745 nt
Organism: Acinonyx jubatus (cheetah)
Lineage: Eukaryota; Metazoa; Chordata; Mammalia; Carnivora; Felidae
Gene: GJB1
Product: gap junction protein beta 1
Exons: 2
Coding region: 2248-3099 (283 amino acids)
Biological process (GO): cell communication
Cellular component (GO): connexin complex
Source: RefSeq, a predicted model, not a curated record